This is a messenger RNA of Erigeron canadensis, 1517 nucleotides long. RefSeq names its product purine permease 1-like. Bases 41 to 1219 code for a protein of 392 amino acids. The record is from RefSeq and is a predicted model, not a curated record. Lineage: Eukaryota; Viridiplantae; Streptophyta; Magnoliopsida; Asterales; Asteraceae. The transcript has 3 exons. Gene Ontology annotation, cellular component: membrane. Gene Ontology annotation, molecular function: purine nucleoside transmembrane transporter activity.
UUUCUUUCAAAGUAAAGUAUUACUCUAGAACUAAACUACUAUGGAGAACCUUGCAAAAACCAUCCCUGCUAUUACCACCACCGCUACGACAACAUCUACCACGAUGGCGCCUACGACCACUAAAACGACCCCGACCGCUAAAAAAGCCCUUUUAAUCCUAAGUUGUAUCUUGUUAUCCAUCGGAAACUGUGGUGGCCCAUUGGUCACACGCCUCUACUUCAUCCACGGUGGUAACCGCGUCUGGCUAUCCUCAUUUCUAGAAACUGCAGGAUGGCCGGUCUUCAUAAUUGUCCUCAUAAUUCUCUACUUCCACCGCCGUACAACCACAAAAAACAAACCUACAAAGCUCAUUUACAUGCGUCCUAGAUUAUUUUUCGCGGUAGCAUUUAUAGGUCUCCUAACCGGUCUAGAUGACUACCUUUAUGCAUAUGGGGUUGCCCGUCUUCCCAUAUCCACAUCGGCCUUACUCCUCACCCCUCAUCUCGCUUUCUUGGCCUUCUUUGCUUACUUGCUCGUGAAACAAAAGUUCACGCCCUAUUCAAUAAACGCGGUAGUCUUGUUAACAGUUGGGGCAGGAGUAUUGGCGUUGCAUACAAGUAGUGAUAGGCCAAAAGGUGAGAGUAAGAAAGAAUAUCUGUUAGGAUUUGUUAUGACACUUUUGGCGGCUUUGUUGUAUGGAUUUGUAUUGCCUUUGGUUGAAUUAACUUACAACAAGGCAAAUCAAGAGAUUACGUAUACACUUGUGGUGGAGAUUCAGAUAAUUAUGUGUUUGUUUGCUACCAUAUUUUGUAUGGUGGGUAUGAUCUUCAAUAACGACUUCAAGGUGAUUCCGAGGGAAGCAGAUGAUUUCAAACUAGGACAAACAAAAUAUUAUGCAAUAUUGUGUGCUAGCGCGUUAAUUUGGCAAUGCUUCUUCUUGGGAGCAAUAGGAGUGAUAUUUUGUGCAUCAUCGUUACUGUCAGGAGUGAUAAUCGCCGUUCUUCUUCCAGUAACAGAGGUAUUGGCUGUUAUUUUCUAUAAAGAGAAGUUUCAAGCUGAGAAAGGCGUUGCACUCAUUUUGUCUCUAUGGGGAUUUGCUUCUUACUUUUACGGCGAAUAUAAGUUUGAGAAAAUAUUGAAGGAUGACACACGAUCUUCUCCACAGUCAAUGGAAAUGAAUCAGGAAUCAAAGAUACCGACGUACGAGCCUAUAGAACAGAUCAUGUUCAAGACAAGUUAAAGAGUAGUGAAAACUUCCAAUCGGUAAGAAAUAAUGUCAGAGGGAGGUGUCUGUGCAAAUAAAGCCUCAUAAGGUGACAUGCAAAUACUCGAAUAGUAAGAAGAACUAUAUCAUUUUACCCACGAAGUAGAUUGUUCCAAAGUGACAUGUCGCAAAUAACUCUCCAGGCAUCUAUUGAGUACCUCAGUUUGUCCCUGACUUGAGGGUGAUAUGCAGUGGAAUGGGCCAAGAUAGUUUGAUGAACUUUGAACACUUCCUUCCAAUAGCUGAUAAAAAAAUACUUGAUUUUUAUCCGAAA